AUGGCGGCAACGGCCGGGGCGGCCGCGGAGAUCGUGCGGGAGAUCACGGCUGUGGGCGCCGCCGCCGCGGAGCCGCUGCGGGCCGACUGCCUCCGCCUCGCGCGCAAGGUGUCCCUGCUCACGCACCUCGUCGCCGAGGUCGCCGAGGCGGCGGGGGAGGACGGCACGGCCGAGCCCGAGGCGACGGCCUGGGUGGCCGACCUGCUCCGGGCGCUCCGGAUUGAAGGAGGGCCACGGACGAACUAGGUGAGCAGCCGCAUGGUAAGGUCCGUACGUGCAGGUCAGCCAGAGUCCAUCAAUCCAGAUCCUGGUAUUGAGCUCAACAUGCAAGCCUUAUCCAUCCAAGAUCCAAAUGUCCUUCAUAUUCAAGCACAGCAAAAGGAGGAGA
Hordeum vulgare subsp. vulgare (domesticated barley) is the source of this 388-nucleotide messenger RNA. RefSeq lists its product as uncharacterized. NCBI's taxonomy places the organism in Eukaryota, Viridiplantae, Streptophyta, Magnoliopsida, Poales, Poaceae. The record is from RefSeq and is a predicted model, not a curated record. Bases 1 to 246 code for a protein of 81 amino acids. The transcript has a single exon.